UCGACCUCUGCUUAUCGCGUUUUUCUCAUUUCGAGCGAGAGAAGUAGGGUUUUGCGGCGGAGGGAUUGAUGAGCCCUCCUCGUGAUCGAGUUGUUGAGGGGUGCAACCUGGUCGGAAGCACGGCCAAGGACCGCAAUCCCCUUUGUCCAACUCUGCCGGUGCUGCCAGACGACAUCCUGGUCGAAAUCCUGCUGAUGCUUCCUGUGAGGGCCCUUCUUCAAUUCAAGUGUGUGUGUAAGUCUUGGAGAACCCUAAUCUCUAGCCCCCAAUUCGCCAUGGACAACUUUCGUCAACGCUCAUCGGCGGACCGGGAUCUAACGUCGCGUUUGGUAUAUUACAAUCGCCUCUACUACCACUGCCGAGUUGGAUUCUUGCCCCUGCAACCGCUGUUCAAUAGCCCAUCUGCCACUACCAAGGUCGUUAGCUUCGAUAUGGGCUGUCGUGUUGGUGCGCUCGUUGUUAGAGGCUCCUGCAAUGGUUUGGUGUGCUUGCAUCAUCUUCGGAGUUGUUGUCUCCGCCUGUGGAACCCUUGCACUGGAUCCGCAUCCCAAUGGUUUCGAAUUGAGUUUAACUGUUUCACUUAUUAUGGUUUUGGCUAUGAUCACGUGCAUGACAAAUACAAGCUUGUAACAGUGGAAGGACAAUAUUUGACCGUAAUUUGUACAUUUGGUGCAAAUUCUUCGACUAUCGGUCCCAAAUUCCCUUCUCCUGCCGUUGGUUUGUCAGGGUCCAUUGGGAAAUUCGUGAGUGGCACCGGCACUCUCAAUUGGAUGGCAAAGCUGACUGGUUCUGCUGCUAAUGAGAGGAAGUGGGUAAUUCUUUCCUUUGACUUGGCAAAUGAAACUUUUGGCCAAGUGCCGUUGCCUCGUCUGAGUGGCGGCGGCGACAAUACUUGUGAUCCAGAGCUGCAAGUCUUAAGGAACUGCCUUUGUUUUACUAUAGAUCAUAAUAAUACUGUCUUCGACGUGUGGAUGAUGAAGGAUUAUGGAGUAACGGAAUCCUGGAUGAUGAUCUCGCGCGUGAAACUCUGGCGUCACAAGUACAAUAAUCCUUUAACACCCUUCUCCAUCUCGGAACAUGAUGUCCUUUUGCUAAUGCUUCCUGAUAGAAGAUUGGUUCUGCAUAAAUCUGAUUCUGGCCUGUUAUAUUUUCCUCUGAUCGAUAGCUCAAGUGACGCCCAUCACUUUCCUAUAUGCUCCAAAACAAAUUUUCGGAUCUUUUUUCUUUACCAUGACAGCUUAGUUUUGCCACCACAAUAACUUCCUUGAUCGGAGAGUUGAUUGAACUAGGCCAUGAUUGCUUAAGAGAUUAUUAUUAUCUUUGUUACAUUUUUUUACUGUAUUUAUCUUAUGUAUUCCUAUGUUUUGGUUGUUAAAUUGGAACCGUAGCUGUAUGAGAAUUCAGUUAAGUUU
Molecule: messenger RNA, 1412 nt
Organism: Arachis duranensis
Lineage: Eukaryota; Viridiplantae; Streptophyta; Magnoliopsida; Fabales; Fabaceae
Product: F-box/kelch-repeat protein At3g23880
Exons: 1
Coding region: 69-1259 (396 amino acids)
Molecular function (GO): protein binding
Source: RefSeq, a predicted model, not a curated record